Messenger RNA from Plodia interpunctella (Indianmeal moth), 1246 nucleotides. RefSeq names its product neuropeptide F (gene NPF1). The transcript has 6 exons. The record is from RefSeq and is a predicted model, not a curated record. Lineage: Eukaryota; Metazoa; Arthropoda; Insecta; Lepidoptera; Pyralidae. Bases 191 to 667 code for a protein of 158 amino acids.
UUGAUUGGAGUAAUUAGACGAAGGUUUGCAGCACUACGCAAAGAACGACCCUGAGUAUCGGUGCGAAAUUUGAAAAGGUUUCGAAGGUAGCCGGGAGAGGAACGUUUGAAAAGUAUUGUGAAUAACAAAGAAAGUGUAUGCAAAUCACGGCGACGUCGGAUUUUAUGCAUUUUAUGCGACAGACAACAAUAUGAUGAACAAGAGGAUUGCAGUCGCCGUCGCUGUGGUGCUGGCCAUCAUCUGCAUGUCCGAGGCCAGGGAGGAGGGGCCCCACGACAUGGCUGACGCGAUCCGCAUGCUGCAGGAACUGGACCGGCUGUAUACCCAAGCUGCUAGACCAAGGAUUGACCGCCGCGACGUAGCGGACGCUGGCAGCAUGGAUCCACACUCUUUAGACCGCGCGGUGCGGCUAGUACAACUAUGGAAGCUAGACAACAUGUACUCCUACAAAACCCGACCAAGAAUUGUUCGCCGUGAAGCGGAAACGUGGGACCAAGAAUCUUUAGAAUACAUGCGGACGAUGGUGAAACUUCAGAUGUUACACGACUUGUACUUCGAUAGAACUCGACCAAGGUUUGGAAAGCGCUCGGAUACUUACUCAAACUGGGCUAAGGAUGUCGAAAAACCAGAUUUACCCGCAUGGCUGUCGUAUGCCCGAAGGAGAUGAGAUGUGCAACAAUUCGAUCCUAAUUAAUAAACACCAUAAAUAUCAUUCGUUCGUGAGUCGUUCGUGAUUACUAAAUCGUAAUCGUCGUCCCGGUUAACCGUUACAAUAUAACUUUCAAUAGCUGAAUGUAUAACCUUAAAUGUUAGCAUCUCAUCUGUUUUACUAUUAUAUGUAAAAUGUAAGUCAGCUCUUACGUCCGUUGUGAGAUUUUGGUUAUCAGUAUUAUGUUUGUUAUUGUGUUCCUACAUUUAUUUAUUUUUAAUUAAUUUUCUUUAUACAAUAGUUUAAUGUUAAGGUUUCAAAAAGAAGAUAAAUUCGAAAUCUUUGCGGUUUUAUUUCUGAUUGUGAUGCAAAAGUCUUUAAAAGUUUGGGAGAUUGACCUUUCAUGAAUUUUUUGCGUCGACGUUUUAAAUAUCAUUUGAAUAUAAUUGUUUCAGUAAUGUUUCCCGCGUAUCUAUAAUUGUUUAGAUAAUGUCUCUAACUUUGUACUUAAUUAAUAACAUCUGAACCGUUGUAGAUAUGUUCAAUCGACAAUUCAUUGUACUUAAUGUUAUAAAUAAAAGCAAUUGAGAAAACGUA